UCCAUGUUUACAAUGCCUUGUGUUCAGUCAGAUGGCAGUUCUCUUUAGUGGUCUUCUAAAAUUUGCCUCUGAAUUCUUUCUCGGAAUUGCAUCUAUUCCUUUCCUAAAGGAUAGAGUGAAUUCCUGGUGACCUUAAAACUCCAACUAAACCCUCUUCUGUAUUCUAAACAAAAUCAAGAAAUGGAUCUCAUUAAGCUAAGAGAGAUUCAUGCAGUUAACAAGUCCAAGAAGCAUCAACUUCUUGACAAUUUUUUCCUGUACUCUUUGACUGUCUUGGCCUGUACUCUUUUCUGUUCUAGCCCCUUUUGGUUUCCCUGCCUAUUUGAUUCCGUGAAGCUCUUUCUCUUCGGCUCUCCUCCAAAACUAGGUUCUGUUUUCCUCAGCCCCAAGUUCAUUUUCAUAGUUGGAAACCUUAUAAUCUUUGUCCUUGUUGGAGAGUCCAAGUUCUUUACUUCAAAUUCUCCAUCAGCUACUGAUGUUUACUAUGAUGAGUACAUUGACCACAAAAGGAGCCUUCAAACAGCUUCCAGUGUUGAACAGAAGAAAGAGACAAACAUGGGGAAAUCUUCCAAAGAAAAACGUAGCAGAACUUGCGAAAACGGAGAAAAGAAUGAAGGGAAAGGAAUGGCUGAAGGAAACUUGAAAGUACACGAGGAAAGAAAGGAUUUACAAGAAGACGCCCUCAGUUUGCCUACAGAGGAAUUGAACAAAAGGGCUGAAGACUUCAUUGCAAGGGUUAACAGACAAAGGAUGCUUGAAGCUGGGCUAUGAGUUCGCUUAAGUUAAUAAAACCAAGCUAAUUAGUGGUUUGGUACUUGUGGAUUGAACCUGGCUGAGUUUUAAACUUAAAGAUGGUCCUGUAAAUUACAGGACCUCUAAUUGAACAAGAAUCUUAGCUUGAAGGGAAUAUUUCCUCCAUGUUAUUAUCAUAGUACAUAAAUAAAAUGUAAUAAUCAUGGUUUCGGACAACGUGAAUAUAGUCUAUGCUUUCACCAUUA
Populus nigra (black poplar) is the source of this 998-nucleotide messenger RNA. RefSeq lists its product as uncharacterized. Lineage: Eukaryota; Viridiplantae; Streptophyta; Magnoliopsida; Malpighiales; Salicaceae. The transcript has a single exon. The record is from RefSeq and is a predicted model, not a curated record. The coding region runs from base 181 to 771 and encodes 196 amino acids.